Molecule: messenger RNA, 1206 nt
Organism: Bolinopsis microptera
Lineage: Eukaryota; Metazoa; Ctenophora; Tentaculata; Lobata; Bolinopsidae
Product: procathepsin L-like
Exons: 8
Coding region: 39-1022 (327 amino acids)
Biological process (GO): positive regulation of apoptotic signaling pathway; positive regulation of peptidase activity; immune response
Cellular component (GO): lysosome
Molecular function (GO): cysteine-type endopeptidase activity; cysteine-type endopeptidase activator activity involved in apoptotic process
Source: RefSeq, a predicted model, not a curated record
GCUGUUUUUGCAAGAAAAUAAUAACAAAUUUAGUAGAAAUGCUGGUUUUUCUCCUUCUGUCCCUCGUAUCGCUGACUGUCAGCUAUGAAGUAUCACUGGAACACUUCCAACAGUGGGCCUUCGACCACGGCAAGACAUACGAGAGUGGAACAGUGCGUGCCAUGAGAACGAUGAUUUGGCUGGACAAUGCUGCGUUUGUGAAACAGAAGAACGCCGAAAACAACGGAGCAACCUUCAAACUCAAUCAAUACGCUGACAUGACUCACGAGGAGUACAAGGCAAUGUUGUCCCCUGUCACUGAUGAUGCUAUCACUAGGGCUACUAAAGACAUGAUCGCUCUCGCCCUGCCACCCUGGGUUAACAUCCCCAAAACCAUGGACUGGAGGGACCAGAAAGCUGUGACACCUGUUAAAAACCAGGGGUCCUGUGGAUCUUGUUACUCCUUCAGCACCACUGGGGCUCUGGAGGGAGCCUGUGCUAUCAAGACUGGAACACUCAAGUCCUUCUCCGAGCAGCAGAUCAUGGAUUGCAGUUGGAACUAUGGAAACAACGGAUGCAAUGGUGGUAUGUUUGACAGAGCCUUCUAUUACAUCAUGGAACAAGGAGGUAUCGACAGCGAAGCAGCAUACCCUUACACCAUGAAGGAAUCCGACAAGUGCAAAUACGAUGCCAAAUCUAAAGCAGGUCAGGUCACCAACUACUACUACGUAAAGCAGGAGGAUGAGGAUGCACUGACUGCUGUACUGGCGCUCAAGGGACCCGUGGCUAUUGCUAUCAACGCUGGACAGAGGGACUUCCAGUUUUACAACUCUGGAGUAUAUGAUAACCCUGCUUGCGACGCCUCCCUGAACCACGGUGUCCUGGCUAUUGGAUACGGAACUGAUACCGACUCAGGAAAAGACUACUUCCUGGUGAAGAACUCCUGGGGUACCCAGUGGGGUCUGGAUGGAUACAUCAAGAUGAGACGAAACAAAGACAACCAGUGCGGUAUCGCUACUUACCCCAGCAUUCCCGAAUGUUAAACACAAGGAUUUAUUUUAAAACAGAUCUUAAAAUACAGGGGAUGUUUUGACAGGGUUGUGUCGUUCAGAGGAGAUAGGUUUUAUUGAACGUUUUUGUUUUCUUUUUUUGGAUUUUCUAUAAGUUUGUAUACUGUUCUUAUUACUGUAACUUUUUGUAUUAUGUAACCUUAGUAUUAUGUUUUCU